This is a messenger RNA of Carcharodon carcharias (great white shark), 7132 nucleotides long. RefSeq names its product FERM domain containing 6 (gene frmd6). Bases 853 to 2700 code for a protein of 615 amino acids. Gene Ontology annotation, cellular component: cytoplasmic side of apical plasma membrane; cytoskeleton. Gene Ontology annotation, biological process: positive regulation of hippo signaling. The record is from RefSeq and is a predicted model, not a curated record. NCBI's taxonomy places the organism in Eukaryota, Metazoa, Chordata, Chondrichthyes, Lamniformes, Lamnidae. The transcript has 14 exons.
CAAGUUUUUUUUAAAAAAAAAACGUUUCUAAUUCAGUGCGAGCAAGAACAAAAGGAAAUAAAGCAGGAAUCCCCCUAGCUGGUGGUGGAAAGAGUUCCAGACUGGUUUGUAAGAGUAUGUUUAAAGGGAUUUGUUGUGUGAGUCCCAUUUCUAAAGGCUGACAGAAAGGGUGCAGUGAUGGCCGGCCUGGACUGAAAUGCUUUCUCAUGUAUACAUGAAAGCUCUGGCACACGAAGCCAGACAGGAGAUGGCAUGUUAAGGGAGUGGAACAUACCAUCAGUAGAACCAAAAGAGGGGAAGACAGCAGGAGGAGCUUGGAAAAUGCACCAGUGAGUUCACCCUGCACAAAUGUGUGUGGGACUCCGACUAGGGAAAAAGAGGAGAAACAAGACAAUACGACUAGACUCAGUACCUUCCGCUAAAACUGUUUAAAAACACACGUGAGCAGCUGCUCCCCCGAUUCUCUCCAACAUAUGUCUAAACUCACCCGUAUACUACAUGUGUUCUGCUCCUGCUGGACUAUCAAAGAUGUGGCAGUGAAGUUUGCAGCAGCUCCAGUAACUGUUUCUUACUUCAGUCAAACUUGAGCGGACAGAAUACAGAGACUGCUAAGGAUUUGUGGCUGAAGGUGAGGUACAGUAACGAAUUCUUUCGUGGCAUCCAUUGGAUUACUUUUACUGACUGAGACUGCAGUGAGUGUUAUGACACAUCCAGAGCUGCCCUACCUCUUGGCAGUGUGUGAUGAAGAGGAUUUGCAUGUUACUGUAGUUCACUACAGCUCAAUGCUCUGGCUUGUAAUUUGAAAGAACCCUGGGGUACCUGGGAGAAACUUCCUACAGCCUAUUUGGCGUGAUGAGCAAGUUCACCUUUCAGAACAACAAAGUAAUGCAGGACCGCCGGAGUGUUUGUGUCUUCCUUCCAAAUGAUGAAGCUCUUAACAUUAUUGUGAACGUAAAAGCCUUGUGCCAAGAAUUAUUCAUUCAAGUCUGCGACCUUCUAAGGCUGAAAGACUGUCAUCUUUUUGGGCUCAGUGUCAUACAAAACAAUGAACAUGUUUAUAUGGAACUGAUGCAGAAACUCUGCAAGUAUUGUCCAAAGGAAUGGAAGAAGGAAGUAAGCAAAGGCAUUGACCAGUUUGGCCCACCUAUGAUUAUUCAUUUCAGGGUACAGUACUAUGUGGAGAAUGGGAGAUUAAUUGGUGACAGAACAGCUAGAUACUAUUACUACUGGCACUUGCGGAAACAAGUUCUUCAAUCCCAGUGCAUGUUACACGAGGAGGCCUAUUUUCUACUUGCUGCUUAUGCUUUACAGGCAGACCUCGGCAACUACAAAAGGCACAAGCAUUAUGGGAAAUAUUUUGAGCCAGAAGCUUACUUUCCUCCUUGGGUGGUUACCAAGCGAGGAAAGGAAUAUAUUUUGAAACACAUUCCAAAUAUGCACAAGGACCAGUAUGCACUUACAGCCUCAGAAGCACAUCUCAAAUACAUCAAGGAGGCUGUCCAGCUAGAUGAUGUGGCUGUUCAUUAUUACAGGCUAUAUAAGGAUAAAAGGGAAAUUGAUGCUUCACUGAUGCUGGGCUUGACUCUUCAAGGGCUUCAGAUAUUUCAGGUUGUUGGGGAAUCUAAACAAUUGUUAUAUGAUUUUCCUUGGACCAACGUUGGCAAGCUCGUGUUUGUGGGGAAGAAGUUUGAGAUUCUGCCGGAUGGCCUGCCUUCAGCUAGAAAACUUAUUUACUACACUGGCUGUCCCCUGCGCUCUCGGCACCUGCUCCAGCUACUCAGUAACAGCCAUCGUCUCUACAUGAACCUGCAGCCAGUCCUGCGACAGGUCAGGAAACUGGAAGAGAAUGAAGAGAAAAAACAGUACAGAGAAUCUUAUAUCAGUGACACCAUGGAAUUGGAUAUUGAGCAAUUAGAAAAACGAUCCCGAGCAAGUGGCAGCAGUGCAGGCAGCAUGAAGCAUAAACGUCUCUCCAGGCACUCCACAGCAAGUCACAGCAGCUCCCACACUUCAGGCAUCGAGGCAGACACCAAACAAAGGGACCUUGGACCAGAGGACAGUUUCACUGGAAACAUCCUUCACAGAAAACUCAAAUCCUGCAACUCAAUGACCAGCCAUGGGAGCUCUCACACCUCGGGCGUUGAGAGCGGUGGGAAAGACAGAAUAGAGGAUGACUCACAGGAUGAUGAAAUAGAAAUGCUGGUUGAUGAUCCAAAGGACUUGGAGCAAGUGCAUGAACUGGCUCCAGAGGUCAGUCCCGACAUGUGUAUUCACAUCACCGAGGAGAUGCUGAUGUCACGGCAACUGAACGGACAUGCUGGGCUGAUAGUGCGGGAGCUGAGUUCUUCUACUUCCAGUUCCUCUGAAACAGUGGUGAGACUUUAUGGCCAAAGUAUCGAUUCAUUACCGCAGCCCGUGUGCAGAAAACCAAAGACCUCCACAGACCGGCAUAGCCAAAGCUUGGAUGAUAUUCGUCUUUAUCAGAAGGAUUUUAUGGCAAUAGCCACCCUUUGCCAAGACACGGCUCAGAGCUACACAUUUGGCUGUGCUCAUAAUCUGAAUGAGGAAGGUAAUUGCUGUAACCGGUGCUUGGCAGAGCAGUACAAUGCAACAAAGGAAACCUUCAUCGUCAAACGAACAAGUAAAUAUUCAUCUCUGGACCUUACAGCUGAUGACUCUGUUCCUGAAUUUGUGGUUUGAACAUUGGAUUUUAACUAUGCAUUAGUGCUGUGUACUGUAAGCCUGGCUGCCUACUGCAUUCCCAAUGACCUUCCAAAGCCAUUGCCUACACUUCACUGUCAAACUGAAAGACUUUUUGUUUCAGUUACCCAAGGAACACUUGGUUUAUAUUUUGCAGUUCUUCCAUGUUUCUGGACAAAAAACAGCUUACAAAGCAAUGCAUGUCAAGAAGCCAAAGAAAUAUGUUAAGCAAGAGUCUAAAACAAUGAUAAGAAGAUGUAUAUUUUUGAGAGUCAAAGAACCUUCAGUUACAGCAAGACAGUCAGAAUUCUUUGCACAUUGACUCUUCCAUGGAGAAUUAAAUCCAUGGUGUUUGGAGUAUUACAAUUCAGUAUUACACAAACAAAGGUCUUUCUAAAAAAAACUUGUCUUUUUUAUCAAGCAAAUUAGUUCAAGUGUUAUUAUUUAGUAAAACCUUAGGCUUCUUAACACUUGUGUGUGAGUGGCACCAUUACUAUGUUGUUGAUCAACUUUUUGAAAAUGUUUCAGUUAAGAUGUAGACUUGACCUUGGUACUGUGAACCUUGCAGUGUUGUGCUAGUUCAACUUUAUUCCUGUACCUUUUUAGGUGCCUUUAUUUUUCUUGUUUGUCAGAUGUAUAUGUAUGCAGUGACAAUCAGAAAUGCUCCUCUAGCUGCUGGCUCUCAGCCCUGCCCAUAAUAUAAGACACAAAAUAGAAAAUUACAGAUCCUGAGGGAAAUUAUUUGUCCUCCAUAUAGAUACACACAACAAUUACAAUUAAACUUGCUUUAGGUGAGAUGUGGGAUUAUUGGCCAGUUUAAAUUUUACUGCAGUUCGCUGGUAAAUUCCAGUGAUGCUGAAGAUGGGUGUGGCCAUUUUGUAUGUAUAGGAAACUGACUGCAGGUGGUGUGAGUUGAGAAGCGGAGCCGGUUACAGUUUGCUGGUGAGUCAAUAAAAGUACAAGCUGGUGGGUAACCCAAAAGGCCUCUCUGAAUUCCAGUGUACCAAGGUACAUACUUAUGUUGAGUAUUUUUGAACACAAAAGGUUUGUAUUCAAUGACAUGCUAUUUUGUUUAUAUGCAAUCACUCAAUACAUAAUAUGUUUCUAAAUUGACAUUUCUGUUUUAUUCGAUCUCAUAUGGAUUGGUUUGAUGACCAGUUUGCAUCAAAUUUCAGUCUAAAAUCCAGUGGUUCUCUCAAGUAACUAAGAUGCAAAACAGCACAAGUCUGACAAAUGUGUUUUCAAGCAUUAUAGUCAAGAAUCAUAAUGUCCCACAUAAAUGAAAGGGUUCACAGCUGCAGAACAAAGGAUGUGAUAUCAGAAGUUUCAACAGCCUUUGAUAUCCAUCAAGUUUUACACAUAGAACAAGUGUGAUAGCUGACAAGGGAAUUAAUGGAAUAUAUUAUAGGAAAUCUUUUUAGUUUCAUUAAGACAGAGUGAUAUUUACAUUAUGGCUGACACAGAAAUUAGCUUUGUGAGACGAACUAGCUUGGUUGCUAAAUGGCUAAUUUUUCAACCUGAUGCAUAGUCUUUUGCAAUACAUUAUUGAUUGCCAUAUUUUAACAUUUAGCAGCAUUUUUGCAACUGGAAUAGUUUCUUAAAAUAUUUUUUGAUAUGAAACAUGUUUUUAUUGGUAUUUUUAUAUAACUGACAUUUUUACAUGAAAUUAUAUUAAUCAAGUAGUUAAGUGCAGUGCAAUUUUUAGCAGUAUUAUGACAAUCGUUAGCAGUGGUGGAAGCAGUAUUAUAAACUGAUAACUUCAACGGGGUUAACAUUUGUAAGGAAAUAUUGUGUUUGGGUCAGUAAAUGGGUUGGUCCUGUGGAAACUCUGGUUUAGUUUCCCCCCCCCCACCCCCCAACCUCCCCACAUAAACACAUUAGUGAUUGCUGCAGAGUUUGAGGGUAAAGAUGUUACUUCAUAAAGGAUCAUGAUACACCUUUUACUGUGUUUAGGCGAAGAUAAGUCAAUUCUGCUUCCAGUCAUGUAUCACACAAGACACUAAUCAUAGGAUAUUGGGUACAGUCACCAGGUAGACAUAUAGUUUGGGGUUUUCAUCAUCUCUUAGGCUGGGAUUUUCCUGCCAGCAACAGGACCAGAAAUUCCUGCCCAAAGUUGUUGGACGUUUGGCUGCCUCUCCAGAUUUUCCAUCCUGCCCAUGACAGGUCCCGCCGCAGGCCGGAAUUUCCCGGUCCCAUCGGCGACCGGGAGUUUCAGAUGCUGCCGUUCCCGUUCCUGCCCGUGAUAGGCCCUGCCUGGACGAUCCCGUCUGUGGAACGGGACCAGAAAAAUCUUAGCCAUAGGUCUUUUUGUUCUCUGUAAUUAUUUGUAUUAUUUUUAAGGCAGAGUUAGAUCGAAGUUUGAUAACCAAAAGGUGAAAGGUUAUCGGGGGCAGGUGGGAUGUUACAAUCAGAUCAACCAUGAUCUCACUGAAUGGUGGAGCAAGCGCAAAGGGCCAAAUGGCCUUUUGCUCCUAAUUCGUAUGUUCGUAUGUGUAGCCUUAAAACUCUUCUGAUAAGAUUACUAAGCUAAUGAUUGAAUAAUAGUAAACUAUAUUCACAAGAAAUUAUCAGUAGGCAUUAUUUUUAAGCAUGUCACAUUGGCUAAGCUAUCCAUUUUUAGAUCAAAUCUGUAGCUAGAUUCUGUAAAUUGUGUCUAGUAUUUUGAAACAAACUUGUUAAAUUCUCCAAAAUUUCUCUUUUCAUUACUGAAGCAGUCGUUAAACAGAGGCUUUUCAACAGAGGCUCCCAACAGAAGUAUAGUCAAAUAUCUACAUACUUGAUUAGAUUAUUGGAAUAAAAGAAUUCUAUGUAGCAAUUGUAUGAGAGUUAUUUUAAAGGAAGGGAUGCAAGAGAUUUGUUAUCCUGAGCUUAAGCUUGUAAUUGAAGUCACUAUGUACAAUCUUUGUCCCCAUAUUAUUACUGGUAACACAGGCAGGUUUAUCGAAAUUCCAUCUGUUUCAUGAUGAUGGGGCAAAAGAGAGAAGAACUGAAAUAUUGGAGAUGUCUUUAUUUCCAUACAUAUGUAUAUCUAUCAAGGAUUAAUAAUAAAAUUCCAGUGUUUCCACAGGUAUAGGUCUAUCCAUUAGUCCUUUGUGAAAGUGGAUUCACAUGUAUAGAGAAUCCCAUAAAUACUAAAUCUCCCUGUACGCAGAAUGUAUCAGAAUCAAACAACAGUUUCAAGAAAAGGGCACACAUGCAAUUGUCAUUAGCUAUUGCUUUUAACAAAUCCCCAGUAGAAGCUAGUUAUUAGACUGUAUUUAAUAUGUACAUUUUUGUAAGGGCAUGAAUAAAUUACUUUAUAGGCAUAGUUCCAUUUGGAAGAGUUAUGAGAAUUAGAAACAAGUGAAAUGCACAAAGUGGAUUACAAAUUAACUUACUUGUGUUUGACAUACCACUGACGUGCCACUGAUCAUUUGUGCAGAAUUUAAACAAACAUCACUUUGGCAGUUUAUCAAAACUCUGUAUGUUAAGUGUCAAUUCCCAAUUUAUCAAAACUUCUGACACUCUAACAAUCAUUGCAUUUUUUUAAAUGUUCUUUUAAAAUCUAUAUUUUCAGGAUUAUCAGGUUUGUCACAAUUGCACAUAUUUUGAAAGCUGAUAAUGAUAUGCUAGUUUACAUUGUUAGCUAUAGUUGUCCUUUUACUUGUGGUUCUUGGACUUCUGGGAAAUACCAGUAAAAUAAUCUGCCCAUCAGAAACAAAGAACUUCUUUGUUAAUGUUUGUUGUUCAAAAAUCAAUCUACCAACUAAGCAGAUUUUUAAAAUUGUGGUUAUGCAUCAAUUAAUGAGAAAAAGUAAAUAAAAAUAACAUGCUGUGUUAAAUGAGGAUUCAUGUAAUUCAAAGGGGGCCCCACUUUGAUUUGAACUAUGAUCAUUCGUAACUAAUUGAAGCUGGAAUACUCUGCUGCAUCAAGAUAGGUAAUUGAAACAUACUGUAUUAUGGGGCUCCCCAUCUUUACAUUUUUUGUGAGACAAUUUUGAAAUUUAGCACACAGAUGGACUUUUUGGCUAAACACAUUGCUUCAUCUUACAAAGAUACAACUCCCUUUCAGUUAUUUUUCCAGCUUUGUUUUUGUUCAUACUUUUUAUUGACUUCAUAGAAUUUGCGCUUAACUCUUUCCAAAUAUCCAGCAACAUCUGGAACUAUACUGAAAAAUUGCAUUGGUUAUUUAUUCCAAAACUAAGUUUUAUGCAUUAGUUUACAAAAGGCCAACUUUUCAGCAGCAUAUUAAAAAUUACUACCUUUCAUAUGCUUUAAUAUAAUAAUUGCACAAACUAUAAAGAAUCCUUUCUGUGAAAGGAGUUCCUGUCAGGAUAUGUAAAAUAAGAGAACACUGUGCAACUUGUAAUUGAAUUACUUUGGAAGAAUGAAGUCCGAUGUGUACCUUCAAGGUACAAAUGCCAAACUAUAAUAAAAAAUAAUUUUGUUUGAA